GAAAGAAAUCGAAGAGACUUGCACAGAAAGAAAUCACACUGGACAGGUAGCCUCCGUUUGGUUGAGGAGAAAAUGGCGACAGCUUCAACGGAGAGGUCACUGGCGGAGCCCAUGGCGGAGGAGAGGUGUACGGCGAAGACGAAGCAACAAGGCGAGGGACUCAAGCAGUACUAUCUGCAACACAAUCACGAUCUCCAGCUCCAGGUCCGCCAGAAGGCUCACAAUCUCAACCGCCUUGAAGCCCAACGCAAUGAUCUCAAUUCUCGAGUGAGGAUGCUUAGAGAAGAGUUGCAACUUCUUCAGGAGCCUGGAUCAUAUGUUGGUGAAGUUGUCAAAGUUAUGGGGAAGUCAAAGGUCUUAGUUAAGGUACAUCCAGAAGGGAAGUAUGUUGUAGAUAUUGACAAGAACAUAGAUAUCACAAAGAUCACACCAUCAACUAGAGUUGCUUUACGGAAUGAUAGCUAUGUGCUCCAUUUGAUCUUGCCAAGUAAAGUAGAUCCCCUCGUAAACCUUAUGAAAGUUGAAAAAGUUCCAGACUCCACAUAUGACAUGAUCGGUGGUCUUGACCAGCAAAUUAAAGAAAUAAAAGAGGUCAUUGAGCUUCCAAUUAAACACCCUGAACUGUUUGAGAGUCUUGGAAUAGCUCAACCAAAGGGAGUCCUGCUGUAUGGGCCACCUGGUACAGGGAAAACUUUGCUUGCAAGGGCAGUAGCUCAUCAUACUGACUGUACUUUCAUCAGGGUUUCUGGUUCUGAAUUGGUUCAGAAGUACAUUGGUGAAGGCUCCAGAAUGGUUAGAGAACUUUUCGUGAUGGCGAGGGAGCAUGCACCAUCAAUAAUCUUUAUGGAUGAGAUUGACAGUAUUGGAUCUGCUCGUAUGGAAUCAGGAAGUGGCAAUGGUGAUAGUGAAGUCCAGCGGACUAUGCUGGAGCUUCUCAAUCAACUGGAUGGAUUUGAAGCAUCCAACAAGAUAAAAGUUUUAAUGGCUACAAAUCGAAUUGAUAUUCUUGACCAAGCCCUCCUCAGGCCAGGACGGAUUGACAGGAAGAUCGAGUUUCCAAAUCCCAAUGAGGAGUCUCGCUGGGAUAUUUUAAAAAUACACUCGAGGAAAAUGAAUUUGAUGCGUGGGAUCGAUCUGAAGAAGAUUGCAGAGAAGAUGAAUGGUGCAUCUGGUGCAGAGCUCAAGGCGGUAUGCACAGAAGCAGGGAUGUUUGCUUUGAGGGAGAGGAGGGUUCACGUAACACAGGAAGAUUUCGAGAUGGCUGUAGCCAAAGUGAUGAAGAAGGAGACGGAGAAAAACAUGUCCUUGAGGAAACUUUGGAAGUAGACACUAUUCAUUUGUUUUAUUUGUUGCCCUUUUCCCUCUCAUGAAGCAAAUACCCACUAACCUAUAUGAAGUUAUAACCCAUCAUGUCUAGGGGCUUCACUUUUCUUAUUGGUCUCCUGCUCUCUCUCUUUCUCUCUCUAUCUAUCUAUUUGAAUGUGCUUUGGAAAGGAAUGAAGACACACAUGAUUCCUCUUUGAAUUUCAAUAGUUCAUCAUAACAAUUGCAUGCCUGAAUGCUAUGACAACUGACACAAAGUGAUUUCAUUUUCA
Messenger RNA from Vitis riparia (riverbank grape), 1595 nucleotides. RefSeq names its product 26S proteasome regulatory subunit 8 homolog A. The record is from RefSeq and is a predicted model, not a curated record. Gene Ontology annotation, molecular function: ATP binding; proteasome-activating activity; ATP hydrolysis activity. NCBI's taxonomy places the organism in Eukaryota, Viridiplantae, Streptophyta, Magnoliopsida, Vitales, Vitaceae. Gene Ontology annotation, biological process: proteasome-mediated ubiquitin-dependent protein catabolic process. Gene Ontology annotation, cellular component: proteasome regulatory particle, base subcomplex. The coding region runs from base 73 to 1326 and encodes 417 amino acids. The transcript is spliced from 9 exons.